AUGCGUAGUUCUUCGGCUUUGGCGGUCGGCCUGCUGGCGCCUCUCGGCGUCGCCUGGCCCCUGUCCUUCAACGGUAUUCUCAAAAAACGCGCCGCGAGUUUCACACCUCUGCGGUUUACCAGCGAUGGGACUUUCCAGAUAUCGGUCUUUAAUGACCUGCAUUAUGGCGAGGGGCAAGGCACAUUCUCCGGGUGGUGGCAGGACUUCCUGUCCGACACGGUGAUGAACCUCGUCUUCUUCUACGAGGACCCACAAUUGGUUGUUUUGAACGGCGAUCUUCUCACGGGCGAGAAUGCCGAGUCCGUCAAUACUGCGACCGACAAGUUUGAGCAGAUCGCGGGCCGUGUCGAGGCCGCCAACUUACCCUGGGCAAGCACAUACGGCAACCACGACUCAGAUUACUAUCUUAGUAGAGAUAAUCUGUUUGCAAAGGAGAAGACUUACUCGAACAGUCUGACGCAGAACAUGUUGGCGGCCUCGGCAUCGACUACGGAUGUUGGUGUGACGAAUUAUUACCUGGAAGUGUUCGGCAGUGAUGCAAGUGACACGACACCGAAGUUGAUACUUUGGUUCUUCGACAGUCGAGGAGGGAACUACUUUCAGCAGGAAGACUCGAGCGGCUUGCCUGUCGGGCAACCCAACUGGGUCGAUCCAGCAGUUGCAGAGUGGCUCAGUACUAGUGCCGCUAACAUCACGAGCACCUACGGGGUCACAAUUCCCUCUCUCGCCUUUGUGCACAUCCCAGUGCAGGCGUUCCUCAAGUUUCAAAGCGCUGGCGUCGACGCAAACAAAGAACCAGGCAUCAACGACGACAACCCGUUGAGUCCACAGGGCGUUGCAUCCGGCCAAGGAGGGACGAAGACCGUGUACACCUACUCCAACCAGGACGUAGAAUUCAUGCAGGCCCUACUCCAGCUCGAAGGUCUGCAAGCAGUGUUCAGUGGCCACGACCACGGCGACGACUGGUGCUUCAAGUGGGACUCCCAACUCUCAGGGAUGACCCUGAAUGGCAACGGCCUCAACCUCUGCUUCGGGCGCAAGAGUGGCCAUGGUGGAUAUGGCAGCUGGACUCCUGGGUCGCGGCAAGUAAAAGUCAGUCUGGGCGAUGAUGGGGCUAUCGAGCCGGUAGAGACUUGGAUGCGGCAGGAGGGCAGCACGGUUAGUGGCAGGGUGACUUUGAACUCGACGUUUGGGACAGACAGCUAUUCAGCGGUUGCAGACACGGACUCGUGGGUCAGAUAA
Messenger RNA from Diaporthe amygdali, 1242 nucleotides. RefSeq lists its product as uncharacterized. NCBI's taxonomy places the organism in Eukaryota, Fungi, Ascomycota, Sordariomycetes, Diaporthales, Diaporthaceae. The record is from RefSeq and is a predicted model, not a curated record. Gene Ontology annotation, cellular component: cytoplasm. The transcript is spliced from 4 exons. Bases 1 to 1242 code for a protein of 413 amino acids. Gene Ontology annotation, molecular function: hydrolase activity, acting on ester bonds.